ACUCGCGGACUAGUAAAUACCGUCAAUGGUAUUGAGAUGUGUCAGCGGGGCAAGGCGUUGUUUUAAUUUAUUUUUCGUUUAAAAAUAUGUCGGAGGUCGUUUAAAAUAAAAUAAUCUUCGCUCCGGCCGAUCGUUUCGUCGAUCCGGUGAAAAUGUCGGUCAAUACGAGCACGGAAAAGCUUCCCACCUGCGUUCAGAAUUACGACGGCUCCAGCAACAUGUGCCUGGAAUUGGCCCUGGAAGGGGAGCGGCUGUGCAAGGCCGGCGAUUGCCGGGCGGGGGUGGCUUUUUUCCAAGCUGCCAUUCAAGCGGGCACCGAUGAUUUAAGGACGCUCAGCGCGAUAUACAGUCAACUGGGGAACGCCUAUUUCUAUUUGGGUGACUAUCAGAAGGCCAUGCAGUACCACAAGCACGAUUUGACGCUCGCGCGGACAAUGGGGGAUAAAUUGGGCGAAGCCAAGUCCUCGGGUAACUUGGGCAACACUCUGAAAGUGAUGGGGCGAUUCGACGAAGCUGUGGUGUGCUGUAAGCGGCAUCUAGAGCUUUCCCAGGAGCUGGAGGAUAAAUUGAGCGAGGGACGAGCGUUGUAUAACCUGGGUAACGUUUACCACGCCAAGGGGAAACAUCUAGGCCGUGUGGGGCAGAGAGAUCCCGGGGAAUUCUCGGACGAAGUGAAACAAUGCCUGCAACAGGCCGUUUUAUAUUACCAGGAGAAUCUCGGAUUGAUGAAGGAAAUCGGCGACGUGGCGGCACAGGGACGGGCUUGCGGCAACUUGGGCAACACGCAUUAUUUACUUGGCGAUUUCCCGCAAGCGAUCCACUAUCACGAAGAACGGUUGGCAAUCGCAAGACAAUUCGGCGACAAGGCGGCGGAGAGGCGUGCCCACAGCAAUCUCGGCAACUCUCACAUCUUUAUGGGCCAGUUCGAAGAGGCGGCCCACCAUUACAAGCGCACGCUCGCCCUCGCGCAGGAGCUCGGCGAUCAGGCGGUCGAGGCGCAGGCGUGCUACAGCCUCGGCAACACCUACACCCUCUUGCGAGACUACGAGACCGCGAUCGAGUACCACUUGCGGCACCUGCUGAUCGCGCAGGCCCUCGACGACCGGGUGGGCGAGGCGCGCGCUUGUUGGUCCCUCGGCAACGCGAACGCAUCGCUCGGCUACCACGAGAAGGCGCUCGCGUUCGCUCGUAAACACUUGGACAUUAGCCGGGAGUUGGGAGACCCGAUGGGCGAGGCCACCGCCCAAAUGAACGUCGCCGACCUGAAGCGGAUCCUCGACAUCCCCGAGAGCCCGGCCGAGGAGUCGGCCACGUCUCUCCGACAGCAGGAGCCCGCGAUUCAAAUGCACAGGGUGAGGCGCGAAAGCAUGGAACAGCUUAGUCUUAUUAAGCUGACGCCCGACGGCAAGAAGACGGUGAGAUCGGCGGCCCCGGAAGACGAGGACUCCUUCUUCGACUUGCUGUCACGGUUCCAAUCGAAACGUAUGGACGACCAGCGUUGUUCGCUAGCCGCUUCCGCCGACGACAAGGAGAACGCGGACGUGGGGAACGUGCAGCCGCGCGGCGGCGACGGCGCCGACGACCUGCUGGAUAUGAUCGCCGGCAUGCAAAGCAAACGGAUGGACGAGCAGCGGGUCGCAUUCCCCAACCUUCCCGGCCUGCAGUCACGGUUGCCGAAGAUGGCGUGCGUGCCCGACGAUACCUUCCUCGACCAGUUGGCGCGGUGCCAGGCCUCGCGUCUCGAGGACCAGCGGUCGCCGCUGCCGGCCGUCGACGCUGAAAGCGACGUGCCGCCGCCGCCGGGCGCGGCGAAUCGGAGCGGCGCCACCGUCCCCGAUGAGGACUUCUUCGCUCUGAUCAUGCGCUUUCAGUCGGGCAGGAUGGAGGACCAGCGGGCCGCCGUGCCGCGCAUCGAGAACAGGGUGGCGAACGGCGCGAUUCCGCAUCAGCCCGAGACCGUCGCCGGACCGAAAGGAUCGAAAAAAAGGAAGUAGACGGGAUAAGGAGCUUGUCGGGGCGCGCCCUUUGUAACAAAGCGUAGUACCUGUCGCCAGCUU
Cylas formicarius (sweet potato weevil) is the source of this 2057-nucleotide messenger RNA. It is a transcript of the gene pins, whose product is annotated as G-protein-signaling modulator 2. The transcript is spliced from 6 exons. The record is from RefSeq and is a predicted model, not a curated record. Gene Ontology annotation, molecular function: GTPase regulator activity; protein binding. Lineage: Eukaryota; Metazoa; Arthropoda; Insecta; Coleoptera; Brentidae. Bases 153 to 1994 code for a protein of 613 amino acids.